UUGGAACGAUACAGAGAAGAUUAGCAUGGCCCCUGCGCAAGGAUGACACGCAAAAUCGUGAAGCGUUCCACAUUUUUUGUUAUUUGAAACAGCAAAAUAUUAAUUCAAAUUCUACAAGAAUAUAUAGCGUAAAUUUUAUUUGAAAGGAUUUUUAUUUUUUAAUCUAUUAGACGAAUUUCAUAGUUUCUAAAAUAGUUUCCGAUUUUAUUGUUUCGAAAUAAAAAUUUCUACGGACUAAAUAAAUUUUUCAUAUUAUUAUUCUUGACUUUUCGACAGAAAUUUUUAUGAUUUAUAUAUUAUAGUACAGAUGAGGUAUCGUUGACCAGUAGAUAGAUAAAAUGAUAAAACCAUCUAUCUAUAAAAGCAUAAGAAAUUGUAUUUCCGGCUGUGCACUACGAUCUGAAUUGUUGACAAUGGAGUGCGUAAUUAAUUUAAUUUCGGUUUAAUAACAACAAAGGGGACAGACCACUUUGUUGGAAAUUAUAUUUUGAAAAAUUGUCAAGACGUACAAUUAUUUGAUUAAAUACCGGCUGUGGUCCAUAGAUAGGUUAUUAUAUACAACAAAUGUAUGAAUGAUUUGUAAUUUGUUAGAAAAAUGUGGAAACAGUGGUUGUCAAAUUUCAUAUUAGCCGGUACUAUUAGAUUUUUAUUAAUGAAUUCUGGAUACCAAAAAGUUAUUAGCGAUCGUGUGGAAGUUUCUACUGCAUUGAAUUCUUGGAAAAGAGUGACUGAAGGUGUUCAUUUAUAUAACUUUGGCAUUGACCCGUACAUGGGUGACUUAUUUCAUGAAACUCCUAUCGGUUUAUAUAUUUUUGAUCUCAUACAACGGCAUUUACCUUGUUGGACGUUAUUCUUCUUAUUUAUCUUCACUGAUUUAUUGACUGCUUUACUUCUUGCAUUUACAGCAAAACAAUAUGCAACUGAACUGGCUUCUAGAAAAGAAGAAAAAUUGCAUGAUGAAGAUGUAGAAAAUCAAAAUCAUGGUUCUGCAAUAUCUACUUCUAUGAUGUAUGUCUCAGCGGCAUAUUUAUUUAAUCCAUAUAUAAUACUAAACUGUGUUGGGCAUACAACAACAGUAUUUACAAAUUUAUUGCACUCCAUAGCAUUGAUUUCAAUGACAAAAUAUUCUAUAUUUUGGAGCUGCUUAUCAAUAUCAUUAUUGACAUUGCAAGGACUUUAUCCUAUUUCACUUAUGGUACCAACAGUUGUAUACAUUACUCGUUCUAAGAGUACAGAACAAAAAAGAAAUCUUAUCAUUUUUAUUAUUAUGAUAUUUGCUAGCAUGUUAACGACUCUAUUUUGCAUUUCGUACUGUAUCAUGGGAAGUUGGUCAUUCGUAUGGAGUACAGCAGGCUUUAUUUUAACAGUUCCUGAUUUGCAUCCAAACAUAGGGUUAUAUUGGUACUUUUUUACAGAAAUGUUUGAGCAUUUUAGAUGGCUCUUUAUUUCUUCUUUUCAAAUAAAUGUCAGUUUGCUGUAUAUAGUACCAUUAGCAUUGAGAUUACGACAUGAUCCAAUGCUAUUAGCAUUCUCUUAUUUAGCAAUUGCUGCCAUAUUUAAGUCUUAUCCAUGUAUAGGAGAUGUUGGAUUUUACAUGUCUCUUCUGCCACUUUGGAAACAUUUGUUUCAAUAUACUCAGCAAGGGUUCAUCAUAGGCUGUUUCAUGUUAUUUUGCACAGUUUUUGCACCCACUGUUUGGUACCAGUGGAUUUAUUCCAGAUCAGCAAAUGCAAACUUCUACUUUGGAGUAACAUUGGCAUUUGCUAUAGCACAAAUUUUUCUGGUAACAGAUAUUCUUUUUGCAAGUGUAAAACAUGAAUUUGCAAUACGUCAUGGUAUUAAUAAAGAUGUUAGUGGAAGUAAGGCGAAACUAUUUUUAGAAUAAAGUUGUAUCUUACAAAGUUCAGUAUUAAAACUGUUUAUUAAAAUUCUAAAAUUAGAUGACUGUUCUUCAAUGACAAUUUUAAACUAUUUUAAAUAUAAUCCUUA
Colletes gigas is the source of this 1989-nucleotide messenger RNA. It is a transcript of the gene PIG-U, whose product is annotated as phosphatidylinositol glycan anchor biosynthesis class U protein. Gene Ontology annotation, cellular component: membrane; GPI-anchor transamidase complex. Gene Ontology annotation, biological process: protein localization to cell surface; attachment of GPI anchor to protein. The coding region runs from base 596 to 1885 and encodes 429 amino acids. Lineage: Eukaryota; Metazoa; Arthropoda; Insecta; Hymenoptera; Colletidae. The record is from RefSeq and is a predicted model, not a curated record. The transcript has 4 exons.